GUAUGAUAGAAAAUUAGAAUUUAGAAAAAGACAAAGGGCCAAAAAAUGGGCGGAGUAACAGCACUCUUUAACAAAUAGAGAUGAUGCGGUAAACUUGGGAAAUGUCAGGUACAUGUACAUGUAAGAAUGAUAGUUUUUCUCAUUUUGCUUAUUUUCUUGUUGCUUUAUUUUAUAGUGUAUCAACCAGUGGAGAGGGCCCAUCACUUUACUGUACAAGUAGACGACAGCUUGUACAUGUGGGGUGGGAGGCAGUCUGAUUUUCCUGAAGUGCACAGUAACUGAUGAGAAGAAGAAAGCAAUGUGCUCUGUAGUGGAGGUGUGCAAUUUAAAGAGUGGUAGGUGGGAACAAAAGCCUACUACUGGUGACCCUCCACUUGGUGUCCAUUCCUAUGCUGCUGCUGUCAUUAGAAAUGAAAUAUUCUUUUUUGGAGGCUGGUGUGGUCAUGACAACUGUUAUCAUAAUAGUUUGUUCAGUUUUAAUGUUGAUACCUUGAAUUGGAAGGAACUGUCUCCUACUACAUCGCAUCAUGGUCCUAUGAUGAGGGUCCAAUGUGGUAUGACUGCAGUAAGAUUUAGUGAUGAAGACUAUCUUGCUGUGAUUAGAGGCUUUGGACCAUGUUGUAAUAAUACCCCACCACAACCUGGUGCCCAGUACAAUAAUGGUCGAUGUAACGAAGUACAUUUGUAAAAAUUAAAAACUGGUC
Amphimedon queenslandica is the source of this 704-nucleotide messenger RNA. Its product is annotated as kelch domain-containing protein 4-like. Gene Ontology annotation, molecular function: protein binding. The transcript has 2 exons. NCBI's taxonomy places the organism in Eukaryota, Metazoa, Porifera, Demospongiae, Haplosclerida, Niphatidae. The coding region runs from base 299 to 688 and encodes 129 amino acids. The record is from RefSeq and is a predicted model, not a curated record.